CUAAUUCGAGUUCUUUCUAAUUAGGGACAUCCAUCGCCCGAUUUCAUUCGCUGCACGAGUCCGAUCGGGGGAUUCUUACCGCAGCUCGUCUCCCUAACGGUACGGAGGGGAAGCUUUCUCGCCGAGAGAUCGAUGGGAGCCCUUCGAAUCAAGUUUUCUGUUACGAUCACUUGUCUUUUCGCGUUGUGGAUCGCUGGAUUCGCUUCUCUCCCGGCCCGCGAGUUUCUGGGAAUCGCUCCCCAAGAUGAGGGUUACUAUAAGUCGGACGUGAUCAAAUGCAAGGAUGGGGCCAAGAAGUUCACCAAGCAGCAGCUGAAUGAUGAGUUCUGCGACUGUCUUGAUGGAACUGACGAGCCGGGGACAUCAGCCUGUCCAGAAGGCAAAUUCUACUGCCGGAACUCGGGUCACAUUCCACAGAUUAUUUUUUCUUCCCGGGUGAAUGAUGGUCUUUGUGAUUGCUGUGAUGGAAGUGAUGAAUACAAUGGCAAUGUAAACUGCUCAAAUACAUGUUGGGAAGCUGGAAAAGCAGCACGAGAGAGAUUGAAGAAGAAGAUAGAAAAGCAUCAGGAUGGUUUAGUUAUCCGGAAACAAGAAGUUGAAAAGGCAAAACAAGAGUUUGUGAAAGAGGAGGUGGAGCUAUCAAAACUGAAAAAUGAAGAGAAGAUACUUAAAGGACUAGUUGAGAAACUGAGAGAGCAUAAAGAAAGGAUAAAGAAAGCAGAGGAAGAAGAACGUUUGAAAAAGGAGAAGGAAGAGGCACAGAGAGUUGCUGAAACAAAGUCAAAUGAGCAGAAGCAAUUAUUAGAUGAAUAUCCAGAGGAUCUGCCUGAGAGGCCUCAUGACAAGCUGGAAAAGACUAGUCAGUACGUCAAAGAUGAUCAUGGUGAUUCCAUUGCAUAUGAUCAUGGUUCUGAUCAUAAAAGCCAUGAGGUACCUUCAGAUCAUUCAACAAAUCAGCAUGUCCUAGAAGACAAAGAUAUUACCACAGUUAAAGCUGGUGCUAAUGAGGAAACUGGAACCAAAGAGGUCCAUCCAGAUGAUGCUGCUGACCAGGUGCAAAGUCCUGAGACCACUGAGGGCUUAUCAAGAGAAAAAUUGGGUCGUCUUGUAGCCUCUAGAUGGACUGGUGAACUCUCUGACAAACAGACAAAAGAACACAACGAUAAAAAUGAGGAAGAGAAAGAAAAUCAUGAUUUUGCCGAGAGUGGGGAAGAAGAAAACUAUGACAGUUAUUAUCACUCUGACACUGAUGAUGAUAGGCAUCAGUAUGACGACGAGGAUGAUGACAAUGAUUUUCAAGAUGAUGCUGAUGAGCCAUAUGGCAAAGAUGAAGUCGAAUAUGAUGAUUCCAGUUACACUGACAAAGAUUUUACAUCAGAGUCUCCAGAUACAACUACUGGUAGCCUAUCAUGGCUGGAUAAGAUACAGCAUACUGUUCAAAAUGUCAUUCAAGCAUUCAACUUUUUCAGGACUCCUAUAGAUAUAUCAGAGUCUUCUCGAGUGAACAAGGAGUACGAUGAUGCCAGCUUAAAACUAUCCAAGUUACAAUCAAGGAUUUCCAGUUUAUCCGAGAAGCUAAAGCAUGAUUUUGGGAAAGAGAAAGAGUUUUAUUCGUUUUAUGAUCAGUGCUUUGAGUACAAGCAGAACAAGUAUGUCUAUAAGGUCUGUCCAUUUAGAAAAGCUUCCCAAGUUGAAGGGCAUAGCACCACACAAUUAGGGCGAUGGGCAAAUUUUGAGGAAUCUUACAGUGUGAUGCAGUUUUCAAAUGGAGAAAAAUGCUGGAAUGGUCCUGAUAGGAGUUUAAAGGUAAGACUCAGAUGCGGCUUGAAAUAUGAACUUGCAGAUGUUGACGAACCAAGCCGAUGCGAGUAUGUUGCAAUUCUCUCAACUCCUAUCUCGUGUCGAGAAGAAAAGUUGAAGGAACUGCAACAAAAACUUGAGGAUUUGAACAAAAGCCAACCCUUGGCUCAUGACGAGCUAUAGUUUUCAUGAUUUGCAAGAUCUUGGAAGUUCCGGUCACCCCUUGACUUAGGUUUGAAGAACAACACACCUCCUACUUAUCGACAAUCAACUGCUAUUUAUUGAGAAAGCAGCAUGCCGCACCGCCUGUUAGUUUUCAGGCUUGCUUCUUUUGAUGUAAUUUUUAUCUGCUUCCAGUUUCACUAGUGACUGAUUAGAAAUAGAGGCAAGCUAUGAGUAACCUUUUCUUUGAAUUCUGCUAUGGCAUCCGUGGAUUUAUUGUGUUUUUUAUAUAGCUGGCGAAAGCUCCAUGUAGAGUAGUUAUACUUGAGACGGCUGAUUCCUGGAGAAACAUAAACUGGAGCCUAAAAGGGUCUGCAACUUGAGGAUUGGAAUGGCAUCAUAUUUUGGCUGCUUAAUCAAUGUAUAUGAAUAAUACUAUGAUAGUUUGUUGACACCUUAUGGUCUUCUUUGAUGAAUUUGUGUUCUAAAAUUCA
Zingiber officinale is the source of this 2456-nucleotide messenger RNA. RefSeq names its product glucosidase 2 subunit beta-like. Gene Ontology annotation, cellular component: glucosidase II complex. The coding region runs from base 133 to 1983 and encodes 616 amino acids. The transcript has 16 exons. The record is from RefSeq and is a predicted model, not a curated record. Gene Ontology annotation, molecular function: protein binding. NCBI's taxonomy places the organism in Eukaryota, Viridiplantae, Streptophyta, Magnoliopsida, Zingiberales, Zingiberaceae. Gene Ontology annotation, biological process: N-glycan processing.